ACUGCGUUACCCACUCCAGUCAGCAGAUGGCGGUCUGGGAAUUUAUGGUUAUGCUGUUGGUGUGACGUAUAAUCUAGUGGACGGAACGCUUCUUUCAUCAGCAGCAACAGUGAGUCAGACACCUCUGUAGCUUGCUAGACAAAUUAGCCGAAACAAUAAAGCUCUUUAGACGCUUUCGUGUAUAUUAGCCACUGUGUUUUAAACCCAUUGCUGUCGUCUAGUUAGUUAUCCGAUUUAAUUUCAUAUUUACGGUGUAGUUAUUAUUAUUCAGCUAGCGGGGUGGUUAAGUUAGCAUUAGCCUUAGCUAACAUCCCCGACCAUGCGGUCACCAAGCUACUCUCCUAAUGAAGAGAAGGAUAUCACAGUAAAACAAGAAGUAGAGAGUGGGGCCUUUACUGUGAAAGAAGAGGAGGACGCGUUCAGAGUGAAAGACGAGGAAGAUAUCACAGUAAAACAAGAAGUAGAGAGUGGGGCCUUUACUGUGAAAGAAGAGGAGGACGCGUUCAGAGUGAAAGAGGAGGAUGGUGUUACAGUGAAAGGAGAGCAUGUAGUUUAUGGCGUGAAAGAGGAGGGGGAGGAGAUGACUGUAACAUCGAAAGAGGAGGAACGUGGAUAUCUGGUUCCGGUUUCCCAAACGCAUCUUAAGGCGUCCAAUGGUUCUAACGAUGAACUCAACCGUAAGAUGGUUUUGAGAAACCGUUCCCUGAUUAACACUAGAGAGAGACGUGACUAUCGUGGAUCCUCUGGGGAGCCGCAACAACCUCAUGAUGCUGAGGAGACAGAGAAGAGUCUCUCCAGAUCAGAACACCUCAAUAAACACCCGCAGAGACCCACAAGGAAGAGAACUCACUGCUGCUCUGACUGUGGGAAGAUAUUCACAUCAUCAGGCAUUAAAAUUCAUCAGAGAACACACACAGGAGAGAAAUCUUAUAGCUGUGGUCAAUGUUGGAGGAGUUUUACAACAUUAAUCUCUCUGAAAGUACACCAGAGAACACACACAAGAGAGAAACGUUAUAGCUGUGAUCAUUGUGGGAAGAGUUUUGUUUAUGCUUGCCAUCUGACUCAACACCAGAGAACACACACAGGAGAGAAACCUUAUAGCUGUGAUCAAUGUGGGAAGAGAUUUGCUACAUCUGGCCACCUGACUCUACACCAGAGAACACACACAGGAGAGAAACCUUAUAGCUGUGGUCAAUGUGGGAGGAGAUUUGCUACAUCUGGCCACCUGACUCUACACCAGAGAACACACACUGGAGAGAAACCUUAUAGCUGUGGUCAAUGUGGGAGGAGUUUUUGUCGAUCUGGAGAUCUGACAGUGCACAAGAGAAUACACACAGGAGAGAAACCUUAUAGCUGUGAUCAAUGUGGGAAGAGUUUUACUUCAUCUGGCAAUCUGACUCGACACCAGAGAACACACACAGGAGAGAACUCUUAUAGCUAUGGUCAAUGUUGUAGGAGUUUUACAACAUUAAUCUCUCUGAAAGUACACCAGAGAACACACCCAGGAGAGAAACCUUAUAGCUGUGAUCAAUGUGGGAAGAGUUUUGUUUAUGCUUGCCAUCUGACUAUACACCAGAGAACACACACAGGAGAGAAAUCUUAUAGCUGUGAUCAAUGUGGGAAGAGUUUUGUUUCAUCUAGCCAUCUGAAUAUACACCAGAGAACACACACAGGAGAGAAAUCUUAUAGCUGUGGUCAAUGUGGGAGGAGUUUUAGUCGAUCUGGAGAUCUGACAGUGCACAAGAGAAUACACACAGGAGAGAAACCUUAUAGCUGUGAUCAAUGUGGGAAGAGAUUUGCUACAUCUGGCUACCUGACUCUACACCAGAGAACACACACAGGAGAGAAACCUUAUAGCUGUGGUCAAUGUGGGAGGAGUUUUAGUCGCUCUGGAGAUCUGACAGUGCACAAGAGAACACACACAGGAGAGAAAUCUUAUAGCUGUGAUCAAUGUGGGAAGAGUUUUACUUCAUCUGGCAAUCUGACUCGACACCAGAGAACACACACAGGAGAGAAAUCUUAUAGGAGUUUUACAACAUUAAUCUCUAUGAAAGUACACCAGAGAACACACACAGGAGAGAAAUCUUAUAGCUGUGAUCAAUGUGGGAAGAGUUUUAGUCGAUCUGGAGAUCUGACUCAACACCAGAGAACACACAGGAUUGAAAUCUCAUAGCUGUGACCAGAGAUAAUCUGAUAAAAGAUCUCUGAUCAAAAGAUUAGAAAAUACAUACAUGAAGUAGUUGUUUCAUGAUUUCAAU
Oncorhynchus mykiss (rainbow trout) is the source of this 2258-nucleotide messenger RNA. NCBI's taxonomy places the organism in Eukaryota, Metazoa, Chordata, Actinopteri, Salmoniformes, Salmonidae. The record is from RefSeq and is a predicted model, not a curated record.